This is a messenger RNA of Patella vulgata (common limpet), 2888 nucleotides long. RefSeq lists its product as uncharacterized. The transcript has 10 exons. The coding region runs from base 150 to 1394 and encodes 414 amino acids. NCBI's taxonomy places the organism in Eukaryota, Metazoa, Mollusca, Gastropoda, Patellidae. The record is from RefSeq and is a predicted model, not a curated record.
ACUCGUCCGACACAUUUUUCACAUUGUCAUAGAUUUAACACGGGCUGGUAAGAAAGUUGACUUUAAUUGAGAUUCGUUGAUAGAAAGCAGAAGGAGUUGGAAUCUAGUUCAGCAGUGUAUCAGUAUUUCGUGAAUUUGCAGUAGACAAGAUGACAAUCUUAUCUUUUAAUUUUGUCCCUAACCUGGGAUUUCCAUGGCGCUGUCAUUUCAUGAAUGUAUCUCUGAAGAAAGUGUCUGAAAAAUCAAAUGAAUUAGUAGCUAAUCCACUAUCCAAUAUAAAUCAAAAGAAUAAAGUUGUAGAUUGCCCAUCAGAAGGAGGAGAUUUCUCUUGCUCUAUCUCCCAAUCAGAAAAAUGUCCACCUGAUCGAGAACCAAAUGAAAAAUUAGAAAUCAAUGUUGCUGAAAAUAAUGGAUCUGUUCCGUCGUCUUCAAAAGAUAAAUUAUCUGCAACAUUGAAGACUGAAAAAGAUAAAUUAUCUGCAGCCAAGAAGUCUAAAAAAACGUGCCAUAAAUAUAAACAGUUCAAUCUACUGGAAUUCAGUUGGAUCAAUGAGAAGAAAGAUAUUGUGGAUUAUGUUUGUGGAGAUGCAACAUUGGAAUGGAAAUUUAAGACAUCUAGCGGCCCAGAUGAAGUUCUGGCAGUUAAAGACAUGAAUGAAUCUCCAAAUGAAGGUAAAUUGGAUUCAGUUUCUGAAAAAAAUGUAACAUUUGAGAAGCCGGAAAAAGAUAAAGUUCCUUAUGAAAAAGAUAAAGUUCCUUAUGAAAAAGAUAAAUUUUCUGCAGCCAAGAAGUCUUCAGAAACAUACCAUAAAUAUAAGCAACGACAUGUCAUUUGUAUAAGGAUAUUUAGCCGUUGGAAGGAACUUCUGGUACUCUUCAUCUUAUGUAUGCCUCUUGUCCGUGCCUCAGAUGGGCCUCCUGUCCUUGGGUCAGAUGGAUGCGAUUAUAAUUGCAUAGUAACUCAUGAAAAAAAUAAAAAUGGGUUUAAAUUUGAGAUCAGCUGUCAGUCAGAAUGGAAAGAUUUGAAGUUUGUGUCUCUAUGUAGACAUAGCUCAACUCCUAUUGUUGUGGUCUCAUAUAAAGAGGGACGAGAGCCGAAAUAUGGCCAACAUUAUGAACACCGAGCAAGCAUUAAUGUUGAGAACAGGAAAGCGAAUCUGACGAUUACGAAAAUAACACCUGAAGAUACAAGGUGUAAAUAUGUCGCAUGGGUAGGAAAUUCUACUUGUCGUGACAAAAUUACAUCCACUACACAAAUACCAGAGAAUCGCAAUGUUACAGAUCCACCACCAGUAGUGCAAGAUGAACCUUUACCACCGUGGGUUAUCUUUCUUCUUGUGGUUUCUAUUGUGGCGGUCAUAGUAUCAAUAAUACUGGUUAUACGCUACCGGUAGAAAAUCAGAUAGCUCUUGGCUUGCGCUACCUUGGAACAACAGGUGCCGGAGAAAACGGAAAAAAUAUAAAAUCUAAAGAUCAUAACGAACAUUUUUGUACCUAGUUUUUCUGUAUUAUUUUGAUGGGUUCUAUGCUUAUUUUGCUGCUAAAUUUGAGGUUUUAUAAACUACUUAAAAUUUUCGAUUUUUUUGGCAUCCAACGGCCGGACAAUGUGGUAUGUGGUAAAAGCUCUACGGACAUGCUAGAAUAUGGUAGCCAAUACAUUUUUCAUUGAGAAUUUGCAAGAGAGCGCUUUACGAAACUCUAGAACCCAUGCUUUGCAAAAAAACAAAGUUGACAUGGAUUACGGCCUUUGCGGCUGAAACGAGUCUUUUAAAAUUCCCUUUUUACUGUUUCUCUUGCAAUAAAUAUAUAAAUAGUGUAUCAGUGGUAAAGAGAAAGAAAAGACUAUUGCAAUGGUGUAAUUUAUUUCAAAAUUGAUACGAUAGUUAUUUAGUGACGAUCAUGGAAAUAUAACCAUGUUUUCUACUAAUUAGCGACAAUGUCACACAUUCCAGCGCUUUGUCUUAGCCGUUGCCUAUACCUACUUAUAUCAGAAACUAUAACAUGUUUUUUAAAAGAUAGUUAAUUAUUGUAACUUGACUAUUCCUUUGUAUUCUUUUGUUUAUUUGUAUAAACCCAUGAGGUUGGACAGGCGACCCUACUCCUUGUCACGUACAACCGGGGAUUCGAAACCACACCAGUCGACUCAAUGACAGACCUUAUGAUACAAUGCGCACAGGCUAACCAUUCAGCCAUUCAACCCCCUCAAUUGACAAGCGAGAGCUAGUGUUAAUAAAUCUUGACAGUUCUAUUCAACACCGGUAUUCUAGUCCCUGUCUUUACCACACAACACCUAACCAUCCAGCACCAGGUGGCCGAAUGGUUUAAGGCCUGGGCUUUAGAUCAUAAGGUCUGUCAUUGAGUAAAGUGGUGUGGUUUUGAUUCCCAGUUUCUUUGUGACAAGUAGUAAGGUUGUCUGUCCAACCUCAAGGGUUUUCUUUCGGUCCUCUAGUUUCCUCUCAGUGCCAACAAACCCUACCUACCUACAAGCGAAUUCAAUUAUUGAAAAAAUAAUAAAAUUGGACCGUAUGUUAGUCCCAAUAUAAUAUAGUUUGGGUCCAGUGGACAUUAAACCCCAUUUCUCUCCCUUUCCUUGUCAGACGUGCCAGAAAGUUUUUCAGAUCAACAGCUGGAUUCAAGUCCAUGUCUUAACCUCACUGGAGGGUUGCGUGGUGUAAUGGUUUAACCCAUAGCUUGAAAAUACAAGGUCAUUGAGUCAUAUUGUUUUUUAAUCCUUUGAUCUUGUUGUUGUCAUGCAUGGUUUCUGAAUUGUUGUUAUUGCUUGUCUAUAUAUAAUUGCUCUACACAUUUGUUACUGUACUUGCUUGAAAACGUUGAGAGAAUACUCUUCGAAACGUCGCCCAAAUAAAUCAGUAAUUGUUCUUCCAUAA